CAGCUAUACAAUUUUUUGAUAAAUUGAAAAAUGGACUUACCAACGAGAGAUGUGUCUGAUGAUGAUGAUGAACAAGAGAUGAAUCAGAGCUCAGACACUGGAAAAAGACUUCGUCAUUCUCCCAAUCAAAUAUUAAGGCUGCAAGAAACAUUCAAUGUUCUUCCACGUCCUGAUAAGAAGCAAAGACUUGAAUUAGCCAAUGAGCUCGGGCUUGAGCCAAAACAAGUAAAGUUUUGGUUCCAAAACAGAAGAAUUAAAAUAAAGAGUCUACAUGAGAAAGCAGUUAACUCUGCUCUUCGGGCUGAAAAUGAAAAGAUAUUGAAUGAGAUAAUGGAAAUGAAGGAGGCAAUGAAAAAUAUAUUUUGCCAAUCAUGUAAACCUAACGUAGAGCAUGAACAAUGUUUGAAUCGACUUCGGCUUGAAAAUGCACUUCUCAAAGAAAAGUAUGAGAGGUUGAUAAAAUUUGUUCCAAUAGAAAAAGAGAAACUAUCGCUAGAGUUGAAGAAAGAGCCUCCCACAAAAACAUCACCACUUGGAGAUUUUCUAAAGUUAGGAGUGAGUGAAAGUGGUUCCUUGAAUCUAAUUGUUGGUUCAAGUUCAAAAAGUUCUUUAGGUUCACAAGAAAACGUGUUGUCCAAGAAACCAAGCAAUGGAAUAGAAAUGGAAACAUCAAGGAUGUUGGAGGUUGGAAUUGCUGCCAAGGAUGAAUUGCUUAAGCUUUUGCGCACCAAUGAGCCCUUUUGGGUCAAGUCUCAAGUUGAUCGAAGACUUGUUCUUCACCAACAAAACUAUGAAAAUAUUUUUUCUAGGGUUGAUCAUUUCGAUGGUGCCGAUGUUCGUAUUGAAUCAUCAAAAGAUUCACGAAUAGUGAAAUUCAAAGCACUGGAUUUGAUUGACAUGUUUUUAGAUUCGGAAAAAUGGACAAAUCUUUUCCCAAUUAUUGUUAGCAAAGGGGAGACAAUCAAAGUGCUUGAAAGUGGCUCCCCAAAAAAUCGAAAUGGAGCAUUGUUGUUGAUGCAUGGAGAGAUGCACGUUCUUUCACCGCUAGUUCCUUGUAGGGAGUUUUACUUCCUUCGUUUUUGUGCACAAGUGGAAGCUAAUAUUUGGGUUAUAGCUGACGUGUCAUAUGAUUACUUGAAAGAGAAUGGACCUCAUUCUUCCACUUGGAGAUUUCCUUCUGGAUGUAUCAUUCACCAAAUUUCUAGUGGGACUUCACAGGUUUCAUGGAUCGAACAUGUUGAAGUGGGUGCGAAUGUUGAAGUGCACUCUAUUUACAGAGAUAUUGUGAAUGGAGCUAUUGCAUUUGGUGCUUCAAGAUGGCUUAUGGAACUGCAACGAAUGGGAGAAAGACUUACUAGAGCCUCACUUGAAUCCAUAGCUUCUUAUGACAAAGGAGUGAUUACUUCACCUGAAGGGAGGAGAAGGGUAAUGCAGCUUGCAAAUGAGGUUGUUAAAGACUUCAGUCAAAUUUUAGCAAUGUCAAGUAAGCUGGAUAAUAUUCCAAAAUACUUCAUUGAUGCUGAUGAUAGUGGAGUUAGGUUCUGUCUUCGAAAUAACACAAACUCAUCCAUUGUCAUCGUUGCUAGCUCCAUUUCGUUACCUAUCCCAUCUCAUAUUGUCUUUAAUUUCCUCAAAGAUCCUGCAAGACGUUUUCAGUGGGAUGUGAUUUGUAAUGGAAAGCCAUGGCAAGAGGUUGCACACAUCUCCACUGGGACACAUCCAAACAACUAUGUAUCAAUUAUUGAGCCUAUGGAACCUCGUUGCGAAGAUAGUGUGGUGAUAAUGCAAGAAUGUUUCAUAGAGCCAUUGGGAUCAUAUGUUGUGUUUUCUCCUGUUAACGUACCACAAUUGAAGAUGUUUCUGGAUGGCCAUGAUUCAUCAAUGGUGUCACUUAUUCCAUCAGGCUUUUUUAUCUCUGAAGAGAGUCAUUCUCUUUUGAAUGAUGAAACAACUUCAAGUGGCAGCAAUGGAAACGGUGGUGUAAAAACUAGAGGCUCACUACUAACUGUGGCUCUCCAAAUUCUUAUGCAUGGUGAAAUUAUGAGUUUGGAAUCUGUUGCUGAUGCUUCCAACACACUCAUCACAACAACAUUAAACAACAUAAAGCGUGCUUUGCUCUUUGAUUCUCAAAUUUGAAGUAUCUUAAUUUAGUUCUCAAAGACUAUAUUAUUAAUGAGACUAAAGUUUAUGUGUCUUUCUUUAUGCAGAAAAAUUAAUAUCAUUG
Messenger RNA from Cicer arietinum (chickpea), 2224 nucleotides. The record is from RefSeq and is a predicted model, not a curated record. NCBI's taxonomy places the organism in Eukaryota, Viridiplantae, Streptophyta, Magnoliopsida, Fabales, Fabaceae.